CGAGUGACACAGAGACGUUUGACAGUGCGGAUAGUGUAGCGAACGAGUGUGGUCACGUCGAGCUUGAUUUAACUUCGACUAUUUUUUUUUUGGGUUUCUAAAGCGCAGCUGUCACCUUUGUUACACAUAUAUACUUUUUACUCUCUUGUUGGCUGUGAAAGCGCGGUGAUUCUCGUGAGAGUGACGCGCCUACCACGAUCACGCUUCCAACGAAGAAGAGAAAGAAGAAAAAAAAAAGAAGAAGAAGGAGGAGGAAGUAGAAGAAGAAGAAGAAGAAGAAGAAGAAGAAGAAGAAGAAGCAGAAGCAGAAGUAAUAAUAGUAGUAGUAUAAGAAAAAGGAAAUAAAUAAGAAACAACAAAGUUGAGGACACAGGAAAAUGAUGACAAGGAAGACACAACACUGACGUUUUGUUUUCGAUCGUUGCGUCGCGUGUGUACCACCAGUUGCGUGUUGCGUAACCCCGAUUUUACGAGUUUCUAUCUUUCUCUCUUUCUCUAGAUCCCCCUACUCUCUCUCUUUUUCUUUUUCUCUUUCUUUCUCUCUUUCUCUUUCUUUCUCUCUCUCUGUCUGUCUGUCUCUGUCUCCCUCUUUAUUUCUUUUUCUCUCUCUUACUCCACCUAUCCUCGUAGCUGGUUCGCAACACGUCUGCAGGUUCAACAGGCAGGAAUCUUUCAAACUUCAACAUUGACUGGACAACAUCUUCUUCUUCUCUCUGGACCGUACUAAUUAUCUUUGGAAACAUCCAGUAUCGUACGAAUGAUGCAAGGAGGAACGAAGGGGUCGAAGAUAUUUUAGAAAUGGCGGAAGGCACGUGCCCGUUUUAUUAAAGAGGAUUACGAUAAGCUGCAAGAAUGGUGUUGGUUGUAAACGGGGUCCUUCAGGAAGAUGUCCCGACGGACAGUAGGUCCUUGUACGUGUCACAUCCCGUAUAUCGUGAGACCGCCGCGCAACUUCACUCAAUGCCGGCUAAAUUAGUAGGCCCAGUUGGCCUUUUGUAUGUCCAACAACGAGAAAUGGCCGCCACAUUGCCACACGAUAAGAACGUGAGCAUCCUCGGCUCGGACGACAUGACUACGUGCAUAAUCGUCGUCGUGAGGCAUUCCGGAUCGGGUGCAGCAGCCUUGGCACACCUGGACGGUGCAGGUACAGAAGAUGCCGCAGCCGCGAUGGUUCAAAGGGUGACAGAAUUAGCUAUUGGCUUUCCGGAAGGUCGUUUAGAGCUUCAAUUAGUCGGCGGUUAUUCCGAUCCAAGAAAUUAUUCCGAGGAAUUGUUUUAUAAUAUUCUCUCUGCCUUUCACAAACAACCCGUCGAAAUCGACCUAACGUUGUGCUGUGUCGGUGAAUUGAAUACAACCGUAAGAGCUGGCAUCCAUUGGCCUGUGAUCUAUGGUAUCGGAUUGAACGUGAAGACCGGCGAGAUCUUCCCUGCGACCUUCCCUGACAAGGGCCCCGAUCAGCCGCUCAGGUGUGCCAGACAGUUAACCGGAGGUCAACAGGUACUCGACGUUUACGACUGCACACUGGGAUUACUUAGAAUCGGCCCAUUUAAUUAUGAUCCCUUAAGAGGUGUCGACCUCUGGCUAGCUCAAUCCGAUCAGUUCAUCCUUCAACAUCUAUCGACGUCGCCGGAAGUCGAACUUCCUCAUUUCGUGUCACAGGUACGAGCAACGCUUAAAUAUAUCCAGGACAAUCAAUUUCCGGCGGUUACCGUCUUUCGAGAUAAUAGGCCUCAUUAUUAUCGUCGGGACGAAGCAACUGGAGUCUGGCAACCGAUACGAUACUAAUUAUUGCACUUCGAAUUACAUUAACAUGUAUAUGUAUGUGCGCGCCAACUUUUUCGUCCUUUCUUGAGGGAGCAUGAAAUCAAUUAAUUAAUUAAUUAAUUAAUGCUCGCGAAGAUUCGUCACUCCUUUUUUUUUUCUUUUCUUUUCUUUUCUUUUCUUUUUUUCUGUUUUUUUUUCAACCUCGACGAGAAGAAGAAAAAGAAAAAGAAGAGGAAGAAGAAAUCAAUUUUCUAUCAAUCGAUAAUUGCGAACUAUAUAAAAAAGGAAAGAAAUAUGGCGGACUAAAAGGAGGGAAAAAAGAAAAGAGAAAAUAAUUAAAUCAACGUGAUGUUCUUCUCGCGUUGAGAUUCGAAAUAAAUAAUUAAUCCUAAGUGCGAGAGGGGAGAGAGAGAAAGAGAGAAAGAGGAGAGACGGACGUCGUCGUCGUCUUCGUCGUUGUCGUCUUCAUCUUCGUUUUCCUGAAGAUUUAUGCCGCGUGAAUCACGAACAUGAAUUACGCUUUCGUGGAACCACGUUGGACUCGUGUUUAUCGUUAAGAUUGCCUGUGAUGUCGAAUGAUUCAAUCAUCAAAGGAAAAUCAAACCGGUUUGAUUUUCACAGAUAUGACGAAUGGAAUGGCCGCCAAGCGUAAAAUAGAAUGUUCUACGUAUAUAAUAAUGGAUGAUAAAUACUUAACGUCGAUUGCUUUUCGAUGUCGUUAAUUAAAAUAUAUAUUUUAAAAAUUUCAUACGAACAAAUUUCACGUACGCUUCUUUUUAUUAAAUAAUAAAUAACCAUAAGAUAGAUAGAGAUAGAGAGAGAGAGAGAGAGAGAGAGAGAGAGAGAGAGAGAGAGAGAGAGAAAGAGAGAGAAAGAGCUGAAGUGAAUGAGAAAGCGUAAUUAUUCAACGUUCGCGGUUCACGCUACUUGAGAACGGGACAUUAAGUUUUGAUUACGUUUGAUCAUUGGCGGAUUUUUUUAACCUUCGAGGAAUCCACGGAGACAAAUUACAAAUUCUUGAGGAGGAGGAAUAGAGGGAAAAUGGGACGCCCGCCUCCCUUUUCCCUAACAUUAUAAAAUAAAUCAAUUAUUAUGCGCACAAUAUAACAUUACGUAUAUAUACUUUCUUGCAUCGAUCGUUCAUGAAAAUUGAGAAAUAAACACUGUGCAAUAAAAUUCGAUCAUAAUCUCAUUAAUAAUAAAAAUUAAAAAUUAUAUAUCUAUCUGCCGUCGAAAGAUAUUAAAUUCAUUUUGUUUAUAUAAUUUGGAAUUUUUUUUAUACUUUGUCGUAUCGUCCCGUGUCGUGUCGUGUCGUGUCGUGUCGUGUCCUGUCGGGGUCUUAUAUCUUAUAGGGCCCAAAGCAGCCGCCUCCGCCAUUUCUAUGCAUAAAUCCGCCAUUGUUAUCGUCUUUCGUUUCAUUACUUUUGGACAUCGUUUCUCUCGUCGCUUUUGUAAAUCAAUAAAUAAAUAUUAUUAUAGCGUACACAUACACGUACACACAGACACACACACACACACACACACACGUGCAGUUUGAACGAACGAUCGAUCAUGUUCGAUCGUCGAUCACGUUGAUGAUAUAUAAUUAAAAAGCUUAGAAACUCGUGUUCUCUUGCCAUUUUUAUUUUUACAAGUUAAGAGAGGGAAAAGAAACAGAGACAGAGAGAGAAAGAGAGAGAGAGAGAGAGAAAGGGACGGAAAAAAAAUAAAAAACGUUUGUGAAAGGAAAAAGAACUUUUUUUCCGGGUUUGUUUUGUUCUUUUUUUCUAUAAUUUUUUUAUUUCCUUUUUUAUUUUUAAUUUUUUUUUUUUCCUUUUUUUCUUUUUCUUAAUAAUCUCAAGAAAUUCACACAACGAAUAUUUCAACGUGUACUUGCCAUAAACGAAAAAAGAAAGAAAGUUUAGCGUUAGACGAAUAGUUUUAAGAGAAUUUUUUAGAGAGAGAGAGAGAGAGAGAGAGAGAGAGAGAGAGAGAGAGAGAGAAUAUCAAUAAAAAAAAAGGAAGAAAGAAAG
Messenger RNA from Vespa mandarinia (Asian giant hornet), 3776 nucleotides. It is a transcript of the gene Ntan1, whose product is annotated as N-terminal amidohydrolase 1. The record is from RefSeq and is a predicted model, not a curated record. Lineage: Eukaryota; Metazoa; Arthropoda; Insecta; Hymenoptera; Vespidae. Gene Ontology annotation, cellular component: nucleus. Gene Ontology annotation, biological process: ubiquitin-dependent protein catabolic process. Gene Ontology annotation, molecular function: protein-N-terminal asparagine amidohydrolase activity.